This is a messenger RNA of Suhomyces tanzawaensis NRRL Y-17324, 2793 nucleotides long. RefSeq names its product tetratricopeptide repeat-containing protein. The transcript has a single exon. Bases 1 to 2793 code for a protein of 930 amino acids. The record is from RefSeq and is a predicted model, not a curated record. Gene Ontology annotation, molecular function: protein binding. NCBI's taxonomy places the organism in Eukaryota, Fungi, Ascomycota, Pichiomycetes, Serinales, Debaryomycetaceae.
AUGUCUGUUCAACAGUACCUUUCACAGUUGGUGUUGGCGCUUCCCGUCGAGAAGUUCCAGACUCCUGAGCCCAACCAAUAUCCAUCGCUCGAAAAUCCUGCCCGUCUCAUUCUUGAAGGAAAGUCAGCAGACAUCAUAAGCGAUAAUGAUACCAUCGGCUUGAUCCUCUCAGAUUCUUCAAGGAAGGUGUUAGGAGGCUUUCCAGCCCAAAGCCUUCUUGAAGUGGCCCAUUUGUACGUGGAAGAAAUAAUCAACACCUACAAACAGAAGUUUCCCGAAGAAGAGGCCCAUCUUCAACUCCAUUUGUUGGCCAUCGGUUUGUUACAAACGUUCAUCCAGGUCAACUACACCGGUCCAGGCAUCCAGUACACUGCUCAAGAAACGUUCUUCCCGGGUGUGGACCCUGCCAUGCUCCAAUUGGAAUGUUGCCGGGCAUUGACCAUCGAGGGUCAACAGGCCUACGACUUGGUAACCGAACCAUUUUUGUUGGUACUUUCGUCUUUGUUAUUUGAAAAAUUGAUGGGCAUAUCCAGAACCCACUCCUUGUUCAGUAACCAGUCCAUUGACGAAAUGAUCGAAAUCACCAGCUCUAUCACCAAAAACACUCAGGACUCGGGUAAUGUUAUAAUGGCAUCGAUCCAAUGGUGGAGAUCCAGAGCCUUACAAGUACAUUUAUCCAUCUUGUCAGAGCCUCCAUCCAUUUUGUCCACAAUUUCCUCCAUUUUGUUGAACCCAUCCGUGUGCAACAACUUGUCCCCAAAGGAUAAUCUGGAAAUUCAAAAGAACAUCCAGUUGAUAUACUUUUUGGAAUGCUCCAGAAGCGGCAUCCACAGUUACACGGAACACCUCUCUAUUCCAUUGUUGAACAAGGCCAAAAAGCUCUCCAAUCUUCAGUUCAUAUUGUCUGGUGCAAAGGCCAAAAGAACUCAGUUCCAAACCUUCCAUACUUCCGCCUUAAUCGUGUUGGCUAAAUCCCAAGGUGCUUCCAUUUUUGACCAAGAAACGGGGGAGACCCCAGAGGACUUUGCAUUGGAGUCAGAUUUAUUGCUCGAGCGUCCUCGAUACGAAUCUUUGGACGAUUUGGAACUCCAAGACGAACCAAAUACUAAAAAACUCAAAUUCGAUGAUGUUGAAGCCAGCGAAAAUUUGCUUUUGCCUAUUGCUAAUCGUCAGGAAGAUAUUCCCUCCGAGUUGAAGGCCUUGGACCCUAAUGACCAGCCUGCGUUGAAUGACAUCGAUAACCUUCAGCUUCUUUUGAGAUUUACCACCUUGAAGCAAACCUCUCCUUCAGGUAACCCUUUGGUGGAAGAAGAACUCAUGGCCCUCGUCUCUAGAGUUUUAUACACAAGUUCCAAGAAUAUCAACUGGACCCUUUUUUCAAGAGCAUUGUGGGAAAGAUCGCUUUUGGAAACCAAUAAAUCUAGAACCAUCGAAAGAGGUUUGCUUCAAAUGACUUCCCUUAUUGAAGAAAUUGGCCUCAAAAUUAAAACCAGAAUUAUUCCUCAAGCUGUCGACGGGACAGCGUUAACUUCUUCCAGGUUAAGAUUCAUUCACCAGCUUCCUCUUAUGCCACAAUGGUCCUUAGAUGCAAAGUUAGCUGAAAAGUAUAUGUCGUUGGGUAUCAUCAAGUCUGCUAUUGCUAUUUAUGAAAGAUUACAGAUGUCUUGUGAAUUGGCAUUAUGUUAUGCUGCCAUUGAGGACGAAAAGAAGGCCGAGGAAAUCUUGAUGGAAAGAAUCCAGCAUCAUCCUUCCGAUGCCAGAGCCAUCUCCAUUCUCGGUGACGUGAAACAGGAUCCAGCUCUCUGGGAAAAGGCCUGGGAAGUUGGCAAGUACUCCAAGGCAAGGGCCUCUUUGUCCAGAUACCAUUAUAACCCACCAGCUUCGAGUGGACUCACCAAGAAUCUUGAACUCGCCAUUAAGUAUAUGAAUGAUUGUUUGACUGUUCAUCCAUUGAGUUAUGAGAACUGGUUUUUCUAUGGUUGUUGCGGCCUUGAGUCUGGUCAAUUCCAACUUGCUUCAGAAGCAUUCACUAGAUGUGUCAGUUUGGAUGAUACCAACUCGCAUGCGUGGUCCAACUUGGCUUCAGCUUUACUCAAAUUGGAUAAAACCAAGCCCGCUUUCAAUGCUUUGCAAAAGGCCAUUAGAAAUGCAGGUGAGAAUAAGAAGAGUUGGAGAAUCUAUGAGAACUAUAUGAUUGUUGCUGUUAAAUUGAACGAGUGGAACGAUGUGAUUAUUGCUCUCCGUGAACUUAUUGAUAAGAAGAAAGGAAAGGAUGGUGAAGCAUCCAUUGAUAUUCCCAUCAUAGAAAGAUUGGUGGAGAUUUUGGUGUCUACCGAGUUCCCUAAGGUCGACGAGAAUGGACAGCUCGGUCGUUUGACACAUUUCCAAUCCUCAUGCAUUGACUUGAUCUGUAAUGUGUUGCCCACUAUUAUCACCACUUCUUCCAGAUGUUGGAGAAUCAUUGCUAGAGUUGAUUUGUGGAGACAAAAGCCUUGGUUGGCACUUGAAUGUCACGAAAAGGCUUAUAGAGCAUUGAGUCAGAGGGCUGAAUUGGAAUAUGAGGAAGCUGCCUGGAAUGAUGCUGUAGAUGCUUGCUCGGAUUUAAUUGGUGCGUAUGAGUCCUUAGGGGAAAAGCCUGGAAAGCAUGGUGCUGGGGACGUGGUAUGUGCUGACUGGAAAUACAAGAGCAGAACCACUAUCAGAUCCUUGAUGUCGAAGGGUAAAGAUAUGUGGGAAAAUAGUGAGGGAUGGGAGAGAUUGCAAGAAAUGAAGAGUGAUGUUGCAUCUAACUAG